This is a messenger RNA of Leptomonas pyrrhocoris, 2497 nucleotides long. Its product is annotated as putative eukaryotic release factor 3. The coding region runs from base 191 to 2497 and encodes 768 amino acids. The record is from RefSeq and is a predicted model, not a curated record. NCBI's taxonomy places the organism in Eukaryota, Euglenozoa, Kinetoplastea, Trypanosomatida, Trypanosomatidae. Gene Ontology annotation, molecular function: GTP binding; GTPase activity; translation release factor activity. The transcript has a single exon. Gene Ontology annotation, biological process: translation. Gene Ontology annotation, cellular component: translation release factor complex.
AGUUUUACGGAGAUCACAGCACUCGCAAGCGCAGAAGGGGCUGAACGAAAAAAGCCUACUCUCCUCGUCUUCUUUCGGUUGUUCGCAUUCGUUGGGUACUCGAGUGAAGAAGCCCGUCCAACGAGUUCUCUCGCUCACCCACAACCAUAUAUAUAGUACGUAUAUACAACCUUUUCUUUUCCUGUUCCCCAUGUCGUGGCAGCAGCCGACGGGCAACGUGAACCCGAACGCGCCAUCCUUCACGCCUGGCAACUUCAAUCCAAACCAACAGGGCGGCGCCUACUACCCCCAGCAAGGCGGCUACAACGGCAAUAACAGCCAGUACGGCCAGCAAUGGAGCUACAACCCACAGCAGCAGCAGCAGGGUGGGUACAACAGCAAUUACCCACCUCAACAGGGCACCGGGGGCUAUCAGGACCCUUACAACAAUAACACCUACCAGCCGCAACAACAAGGCGGUGGUGGUGGUGGUUACUAUCCUCGUGGCGGUUACGGCGGUCAGCAGCAGCAGCAGCAGCGGGGUGGGAACCGAGGUGGUAGCAACUACCCACAGCAGCAGCCGCAGCAACAGCAGGGCGGUUACAAUUAUAACAACAACGCGUACGUUCCACAGAACAUGCAGCAACGCUACCAGCAAAACGAAGGCUAUCAGCAGCAGGUCCAACCGCAGAACACGGCGCAGCCGCAGCCAGCUUCCCCGGCCUCCCCGACCGCGGCGACCUCCGACGCUGCGAGACUGUCCCUCGGGGGCGGUGCCACCCAGCCGGUGGUGCUGCCCAAGAAGAAGGGCGGCGGCACGCUCUCCCUGGGCAAGAAGAAGCAGGAGGUGGCCAAGGCGGCAGGGGAUGCCGCGACGCCGCAGCCGGGGGCGAACACCCCAACGACGACAACAGCGGCGACGGCGAAGGAGUCGGGCGAGUCGCCGGUAGCGCCGGCCUCCGAGAGCGGGCCGGCCAGCCCGUCAUCGCCGACGACCACCGCGGCGGACGAGCAGCCGACCAACGCCUCCUCUCCGGCGCCGGAUAGCGCGACGAGCAAAUCGGCGUCGCCGGCGCCGGCGAAGGAGACGGAGAAGGACCGCAGCAAGAUGACGCCGGAGGAGCUGCGGGAGGCGGUGAAGAAGGAGAUCGCGCGGCUGCGCUCGUGCAGCAAGAAGACGUACAAGCGCGACCCCCGCCCGCACUACAACAUCGUAUUCUGCGGCCACGUCGACGCCGGCAAGUCCACCAUCUCCGGCCACCUGCUGAUGGAGAAGGGGCUGGUGGACUCGCGCGAGAUGGACAAGCUGCGCCGCGAGGCUGAGAUCCACCACCGCGAGGGCUGGGAGUACGCGUACGUGAUGGACGUGUCGGAGGACGAGCGGGCGAAGGGCAUCACCCGCGAGACGGGCGCGGCGUACUUUGAGACGGAGAAGCGCCGUGUGACAGUGCUGGAUGCGCCGGGGCACAAGGCCUUUGUGCCCUCCAUGAUCGGCGGCGCCACGCAGGCCGACAUUUGCGUUCUCGUCAUCUCCAGUCGCACGGGCGAGUUCGAGACGGGCUUCGAGAAGGGCGGGCAGACGCGGGAGCACGCCAUGCUCGUCCGCACCUGCGGCGUGAAGCAGAUGAUCUGCGUGGUGAACAAGAUGGACGAGAUGAAGUGGAGCAAGGAGCGCUACGACGAGAUCGUGGGGAAGCUGCGGCCUUUUCUGCGCCAGAACGGCUACAGCGAGGAGGGGGCGAAGAACCUGCUGUUUAUCCCGGUGGCGGGCCUGACGGGGGAGAACCUGAUUAAGCACGUGGACGCCGCUCACUGCGACUGGUACAAGGGCCAGACGAUGAUGGAGGUGAUCGACGAGCUGAUGCUGCCGGAGUCGAAGACGGAAGACGACGUGCUCUGCAUCCCGCUCGUCGGCGCCUAUAAGGACGACGGCAAGACCUACAUCUACGGCAAGGUGGAGUCCGGCUCCAUCGCUGUUGGCGAGAAGAUCCAGGUGCUGCCGGCGAAGCAGGAGGCGGUCGUGGAGGGCAUCUCCAUCGAGUCGACCGAGUUUGAAAAGUGCUACCCCGGCGACAACGUCCACCUGCGCGUGCGUGGCAUCGAUGAAAACGAUAUCCACGGCGGCUACGUCGCCACCUCCAUCCCGACCUCGCUGCGCGCCGUCGAGUUCUUCCAGGCGCGGGUGGUGAUCCUCGACGUGCGCAACAUCAUCAGCGCCGGCUCGCGCGUGAUGCUGCACAUCCACGCCGCGCAGGAGGAGGCGUCGUUCCACAAGCUCUUCGCCAAGGUGGACCGGAAGACGAACGAGAUUGUGGAGAAGGACCCGGCCUGCGUGAAGGCCGGCGAUAUCGUCAUUGCGCGUAUUGAGCUGGACCGCCCAGUGGUGAUGGAGGUGCACAAGGACUUCGAUAAGCUGGGCCGCUUUAUGCUGCGCGAUGACGGUAAGACGAUUGCGAUUGGCGUCGUGACGAAGCUGUACGAGUCGACCCACGAGUCUCUCGCCAAGACGGGUAAGUAG